Messenger RNA from Pelobates fuscus (common spadefoot toad), 834 nucleotides. RefSeq names its product nuclear transport factor 2 like export factor 2 (gene NXT2). Gene Ontology annotation, cellular component: nuclear pore central transport channel. The coding region runs from base 63 to 485 and encodes 140 amino acids. Lineage: Eukaryota; Metazoa; Chordata; Amphibia; Anura; Pelobatidae. The transcript has 4 exons. Gene Ontology annotation, biological process: poly(A)+ mRNA export from nucleus. The record is from RefSeq and is a predicted model, not a curated record.
GGAAAAAUGUGUUUGUGAUCGGCGCCGUGUGCUCUAUUAGCAGUGCUGUUAGUGGAUCCAAAAUGGCGUCGUCUGAUUUCAGAACAGAUGUUAAUCUGGCAUGCAGAGCUGCUGACGAGUUUGUCAAUCUGUACUAUGAAACCAUUGACAAGAGAAGAAGACAACUGACCAAGCUUUACAUGGAUACAGCAACAAUGGUGUGGAAUGGGAAUGCCAUAUCGGGACAAGCUGCCCUCGUUGAAUUUUUCGAAAUGUUGCCAUCCAGUGAAUACCAGGUCUCCAUGUUUGAUUGCCAGCCAGUCUGUGAGCAAGCUACCCAAGGCCAGAAAACGGUUUUGGUUGUCGCCCACGGAUCAGUGAAAUUUGAAGGAAAUAAACCACACUACUUCAACCAAAACUUCUUAUUGUCUCUUCAUGCAACAGCAACGAGCAACGUGUGGAAGAUUGCAAGUGACUGUUUCCGUUUCCAGGACUGGGCCAGCUAGUGCAAGUGCUGCACAUUUCCUCUCUGACGUUGUGUGCCUGGACCAAGAUGUCUGGCUAUACCUGUGACUGAUCUUAGGACUGCUAGGAUGUCUUGUCUGAACAUGUGGCUGUAAACGUGUCACGAUGCAUGUAUACGGUGCCAGACAACUGGGAUCUGCCUGUGUACUGUUAACUAUGUAGGAGCAUCAUUCCGUGUGUGUGUUUUCAGACAUAUGUUUUUUCUAAAGUAUUUUUUUUCCUUAAAAUCAGAAAUUUCUAAAUUUGAAAAUAAUGUAAAACCAUUUAAUGAGGUUUUUUUUUUUUUUUUUUUAAUGCUUUUGAAUAGAUACAAACAGUGUAUUUCUUGAG